AUGUCGUAUGGAUAAAUGGUUCGCGUAGUAAGGAAUCCUUUUUAUUUAUCCGAUGAACAAGCAACAGCAACACCUUCAAGACACGACAAUAUAACAGAAACACAAGAGUUUAUUCAAAGAGCCUAUGGUUGUGAAAUGAUUCAAGAAUGUGGUAUCCUAUUGAAACUUUCUCAAGUAGUUAUGGCUACGGGUCAAGUAUUCUUUCAUCGAUUUUAUCAUCGUUGUUCACUUGCCAAGUAUAAUCACGUUUGGAUGGCUGCUGCUUCUUUAUUUUUGGCUUGUAAAGUGGAAGAACAGUUGAGAAGGUUACGAGAAGUAGUUAGCGUAGUAUAUUAUUGUUUUACCAAGAGAGAAACUGGAAUAGGGAAGUUGUUGGACAUUUAUGGUGCACAAGGAUAUGAGUGGAAGAUGGAAGUUGUGAAAGCAGAACGAUUCUUAUUAAAGGAAUUGGGUUUUCAUACGGGAGUAGAACAUCCGCACAAGUUUAUUUUGGUCUAUCUAAAUACUUUGAGAAGUCACUCUGGAAUAGAAGCACAAGACCCCCAGUGGAAGUCUUUUUUGCAACGAUCUUGGAACUAUGCCAAUGAUAUGCUACGUACUGAUUUAUGUUGUCGAGUACCACCAGAAUAUAUAGCCUGUGGUUGUAUUCAUUUGGCAGCUAAAGAUUGUGAGAUACCUUUGCCACAAGAAAGAGUACAAUGGUGGCAAGUAUUCGAAGUGAAUGCAGAAGGAAUUCAGCUAGUUGAAAAUACAGCAAAGAGAAUAUAUCAAAUGGAAAAACUUGCUGGACAGUAUGUUGACUGGACUAGAAGAGAAACUUUGAUGAGAAUAGAACAACAACGAGAUAGAAAGGAUGGGCAUCGUGACCAAGAUAAGAAAAGAAGAAACAAUGAAGAGAAUUUAACGCAGUCUUAUUAUCAUCAUUCCAGUAAACGGCGUUCUUCAAGCAAAAAAACAUAUGAUAGAUAAAAUGGAACAACUAACUUUAUCAUUCGAAUAAAAGUCUCCUAGAAAAAGGAAACCAUAUCACAAACUACCAAUAAGAGAUAUCUAAAAUGUGCCAAAAUAGUAUAAAAAGGAAUUCUCUAUACAAACCUACGCCAUCAAAAUAUCAUCUGUCAAACAUAUUUUUCACAUUCAUACAUUUCCCACCCUUGAAGUUCUUCCUUCC
Molecule: messenger RNA, 1171 nt
Organism: Galdieria sulphuraria
Lineage: Eukaryota; Rhodophyta; Bangiophyceae; Galdieriales; Galdieriaceae
Product: cyclin-dependent protein kinase regulator
Exons: 1
Coding region: 16-969 (317 amino acids)
Biological process (GO): regulation of transcription by RNA polymerase II
Cellular component (GO): nucleus
Molecular function (GO): cyclin-dependent protein serine/threonine kinase regulator activity
Source: RefSeq, a predicted model, not a curated record